UUUCCCGUGAUACCUUUUUGGCCGUGUGAUCGUCUGAAAUAAAACAUGGCGGAAACAGUGGGCAGAUAAAAUUUCUCCAGUUUAGCCAUCACUUUAGAAUGCCAAGAGGUUUCGCAAACUGAAAUGAGUGCAGCAGGAUGGGUUGAAACAUUGCGAAGGUUCAACGAGAGGAAAAAGGCAGAGAAAGAAGAAGAUGCUGAGAAUGUAGCAAAAAGGUCUCCCAGCGAGACAGAGCUGUUUACCAAGUAUUACAAUGAUUGGAAAGGAGCAGGGAAAGGCAAAACCAAAAGUUAUGAUGCGAUACCUAGAUUUUAUUUCAAGCUUCCUUCAGAAGAUGAAGUUUUGUUGCAAAAACUGCGCGAGGAAUCACGAGCUGUGUUUCUCCAGCGAAAAAGUAGAGAGCUCCUCGACAAUGAUGAACUGCAGAACCUGUGGUUUUUACUUGAUAAGCACCACACACCACCUUUGUUUGGAGAUGAACAGAUGAUCAACUAUGAAGAUUUCUUGAAAGUUGCUAGAGAGGCUGGUGAAAAAUGCAGGCCAUUUUUUAGUGCAACUGUUUUUGCCAAGCUGUUUCAACAGGAUCCUUUUGGAAGGAUAUCAAUCAUGCAGUUUUUCAAUUAUGUGAUGCGUAAAGUUUGGCUUCAUCAAACCAGAAUAGGUCUCAGUUUGUAUGAUGUUGCAGGACAAGGAUACUUGAAAGAGUCGGACCUGGAAAAUUAUAUUUUGGAGUUAAUCCCAACCUUACCUCAGUUGGAUGGCCUUGAGAAGUCAUUUUAUUCUUUCUAUGUGUGCACUGCUGUUAGAAAGUUUUUCUUCUUUUUGGAUCCCCUCAGGACAGGAAAAAUAAAGAUUCAAGACAUCCUUGCCUGUAGUUUUCUGGAUGAUCUCCUUGAGCUGAGAGAUGAAGACCUAUCCAAAGAACAACAAGAUGCAAACUGGUUUUCAGCACCCUCAGCAUUAAGAGUCUAUGGGCAAUAUCUAAGUCUUGAUACUGAUCAUAAUGGAAUGUUGAGUAAAGAAGAAUUAGCAAGAUAUGGUUCAGGAACCUUAACCAAGGUGUUUGUGGACAGAGUGUUUCAGGAAUGUUUGACAUAUGAUGGUGAAAUGGACUACAAAACAUAUUUGGAUUUUGUGCUUGCAUUAGAAAACAGAAAAGAACCACAGGCACUGCAGUACAUGUUUAGGAUCCUGGAUGUGCAGGCUGUUGGACAUCUCAACAUCUUUUCAUUAAACUUCUUCUUUAGGGAAAUUCAAGAGGAGAUGAAAAAGCAUGGACAUGAGCCAGUGAAGUUUCUUGAUGUUAAGGAUGAGAUUUUUGAUAUGGUCAAGCCUGAGGAUCCUUACAAAAUUACUCUGCAAGAUCUUGUUAACAGUGGUCAAGGAGAGACAGUGACAAGUAUUCUGAUUGAUUUGAAUGGCUUUUGGACCUAUGAGAACCGGGAACUUCUGGUACAAGACGGUAAUAAUGAAGACCAUCCAUGAAGACACCGAAACAGAAAUGUGCAUCUUUCUCAUCUGGGCCUCCUAGGCACCUGUUAACAUCGUUGAAGCUAGCGGGUCACUUAAAAUGUCGAGGAAACUGGCUUUGAAUUGGCUUCAGAAAGUUUUCUUGGUGUGUGAAAUUAAGACUCGAGUGGUAUUAGAACCAGGAUAUAUAUGUUUUUUGUCGCCUUUGUGACGGUCUUUAACAUGAAUUUUGUCGGUGUAGUCAUCAUUCCCCCUCCCCUCUUUAAGAGGAAUAUCCAUCACAGAAUUGCCUCUGGUACGAUUUAGACACUUGUAUUCUUUAGAUUUAUAAACAUUUUGUGUUCCAUUUUGACACAGUAAACUUGGGUCAAUAGUUUCAUUCGUAUGGAACCCAUCAAGAGGCUGUGUACUCUAAAUUGAACAAACAACUUUGCUUAAAUAAACGAUUAAAAAAAACUUAAA
Messenger RNA from Pocillopora verrucosa, 1932 nucleotides. Its product is annotated as serine/threonine-protein phosphatase 2A regulatory subunit B'' subunit gamma. NCBI's taxonomy places the organism in Eukaryota, Metazoa, Cnidaria, Anthozoa, Scleractinia, Pocilloporidae. The record is from RefSeq and is a predicted model, not a curated record. Gene Ontology annotation, biological process: T cell homeostasis; cortical cytoskeleton organization; microtubule cytoskeleton organization. Gene Ontology annotation, cellular component: centrosome; spindle.